AUGGCAAAGAAAGAAAAGAAGGCAAAGGGUAAGAGAGCCAAGACCUUUGACUUGUUGGAAAUAACUGAGUCAUUGGGGUACCAGAUUCAUAGAAAGAACGGUAGAAAUUCUUGGUCGAAAGAGGAAGAUGAGGAGUUGCGAGUAUUAAUUAGUGAUGCAUUAAAGGAGUUGGGAUACCCUGGAGGUAUAGAUUCCGUGAAGACUAUUCAUGAGUCUGUAGAGGUGAGUAAGAGAGUUCCAUGGGAAUCAUUGGCACAGAAAUUUAGAAACGAGUUGAGGACAGCCAAGGAUUUGAGGAAAAGAUGGACUGGCUCGUUGGACCCUAAUUUGAAAAAAGGUAGAUGGACAAAAGAAGAAGAUGAACAAUUAAUACGAUCAUACGAAAAGUUCGGGGCACAUUGGUUAAGUGUUUCCUUAGAAAUUGAUGGGAGAACUGAGGAUCAAUGUGCAAAGAGAUAUAUCGAAGUGUUAGGUCCUGGAAGUAAAGGAAGAUUGAGAGCUUGGAGUUUAGAAGAAGAUUUAGCACUUAUUAGUAAAGUGAAAGCUUAUGGUACCAAAUGGAGAAAAAUAUCAUCAGAGAUGGAGUUUAGACCUUCUUUGACCUGUAGAAAUAGAUGGAGGAAAAUUAUUACUAUGGUAGUACGAGAUCAAGCUGACGAAGCAAUUGUAAAAGCUGUGAAAGAAAAUAAAGAUAUAGAUCUAUCUCAGAUCUCAAGAGAAACGAAGGGUGAAAAACUGAACAUGGAAAGAAAGGAUAUGAUUAAAUCUUCUAAACAUAUUGCGACCAGUAGUAAUAGCCCAAUCAUGGACGGCGGAAGAUCACCAUCUCAUAACAAUGUAACAAAUAAUAAAUCGGUAUUGGAUCGGCUAGAUACUACCGCUUUACAUUCUCUCUCGAACUCGGAAAAACAUAGUGUAUCGACAAAUAAACAGUUGCCAUCUUUAUCUGAAUUAACUCCGUCGCCGGGGUUUCUAGAAAAUAUGAAUCAUCCAGGGAACAGUAAUCCAUCUAUGUUGAACCCUCAUAAUACAAAGAUUUUGGAAGAUUCUUUAUCUCCAUUGGUAAGAGCAACUGGUCUAAUUUUAGAUUCGACGAUUCCAUUAGAUAAAUAUCAUCAACGUCAACAGGCAACACCGAUUCCAGAAAAGUCAUUAAAGAGUGAUGGAAUUACUCAUAAUAUAUCUGAUAUAAAUCUCCCUAGUGGAACAAGUCCCAGUAUAUCUAGUGAAACGCCUAACGCAAUUCUAUCGGUACCAGCUGCAGCUUUACAUACUCAAACAGAAUGGAAGUUUACGCUAAAGGAUAGAAAAGGUUUGUCAAUAUCAAAUGGUUUAAUCAAUAACAGUGAGCUUGUUCGAGAAUUAAUUGACCAGGCUAGAAAAUAUUCCUUAAAAAUUUCUGUUCAUCAACAUAUUCAUAAUCAUUAUGGUGGAAGUGGAUUACGGAACAGUAUAAACAGUAAGAUGUCUGAUCAAAAUGCCUCGACUGCCAGCAGUUCAAAUUCUAAGGGUCUUUCACCUGCUUCGAUUGUCGAACUUUAUCAAAAUCCAUAUAUGGUGAAGAGUGCUGUUUCAUUACCAGAAGAUGUUAUGCAUCAACUUGCUAGAAACCAAGACCCCAAUUUUCAUAUUCGUGACCAAAUACAAGAAGCCCACCAAGAUUUGGGAACACAACAUGGAGCUGAUGACAUAAAUUUUUUAACCAAAGCUCAGACUCCAAAUUAUCCUUCUUUAGAAUUUGGUCCUUCACCAAAUGUGGACAAUAAAAAUAUUGGAGAUCAUCUUUUUUAUCCACAUGUCAAAACAGUAUCUAACCCGGCAAUAUUAACAGCAGAAAGUGCAGGAAGUAACUCUACGAUGACCUCUCCACAUUUCUCUAAUGUAGGUGGACCAAAUAGAGUCAGUCCGCAUUCAUUAAAAUCUGAUGGUUCGAGUAGUAUGGUCCAUACCACACCAGGUAGUCAUGGGACUAUUAAAUCUCAAACCAGUGAUAUACCUGAUGUAGGACCAAGUAGAUUUUCACAUUUCAAUUAUUUACCUCCUACUAUUAGACCUCAAUUAGGUUCCUCCGAGACUGGAAAUUCCGAUCUUAAUAAAAUAUUGAACCCAUCUCCAUUGUCUUCCAGUACAGGAAGAAGGAAAAGAUCAAUUAGUAGUAAACAUAAACACUCAAAAUUAAGAAAGAAGGGUAAGACUACACAAUCAGAAUCAAGUAAACCUUACGAUGAAGGGAAAACGCAUUCAAUUUCCAGAAGAACAAGUAGAUCGAAACAAGAUUAUUCAUCUGAUGAUGGUAUUGAUUUUUGGGAAAAAUUGCGUUCUCUCGAUAGACAUGGUAUUAAUGCAGAUUCUUCAACUAGUAGUUCUGUAACAACGACUUCACCAGAGGAUCGUGGGGUUACUCCUCGUGAAGCGGACGUGCCACCAUCUGAAGAAGAGGAUAGUAAUGAUCCAUUCUACUACUUAAACCCAAGUUGA
This is a messenger RNA of Maudiozyma barnettii, 2478 nucleotides long. It is a transcript of the gene BAS1, whose product is annotated as Bas1p. Bases 1 to 2478 code for a protein of 825 amino acids. Lineage: Eukaryota; Fungi; Ascomycota; Saccharomycetes; Saccharomycetales; Saccharomycetaceae. The transcript has a single exon. The record is from RefSeq and is a predicted model, not a curated record.